This is a messenger RNA of Salvelinus namaycush (lake trout), 3376 nucleotides long. Its product is annotated as zinc finger protein 708-like. The record is from RefSeq and is a predicted model, not a curated record. Gene Ontology annotation, biological process: regulation of cytokine production; regulation of immune system process; negative regulation of transcription by RNA polymerase II. The coding region runs from base 179 to 2821 and encodes 880 amino acids. NCBI's taxonomy places the organism in Eukaryota, Metazoa, Chordata, Actinopteri, Salmoniformes, Salmonidae. The transcript is spliced from 4 exons.
UCGAGCUAGUAGCUUUCAAGCAAGAUAUUCAUCUCAAUAUAAAACAAUACAGCGCCGUAGCAAAGGACCAUUAGUCGCAACUGACGAGAUACAGCCUACCUGCCUUUCCACGUGGAAGAAAACGGGGGACAGAGACUUGCUAACUACGUAGUUGGCUUUUCUACAAGGAAUCUGGUGUAUGGACUUCCUGCUGUCUUCUUCUACUACAGGUCAUCUAAAGUGUAUGGACUUCCUGCUGUCUUCUACUACAGGUCAUCUAAAGUGUAUGGACUUCCUGCUGUCUUCUUCUACUACAAGUCAUCUAAAGUGUAUGGACUUCCUGCUGUCUUCUACUACAGGUCAUCUAAAGUGUAUGGACUUCCUGCUGUCUUCUACUACAGGUCAUCUAAAGUGUAUGGACUUCCUGCUGUCUUCUUCUACUACAAGUCAUCUAAAGUGUAUGGACUUCCUGCUGUCUUGCCAUUUACUGCAUUGUUGUUGUUCCCAACAGCAGGACAACAUGAGUGGAGAGAAGGAAACUUUGUUGGAUGAAAUCGAACAUAGUUUAAACUGUCUAACCAAGGACAAUUUACUUUACCUGUGUGAACGCUGUGGAAUAGAUGGCUCCCAAGUUAAAGGAAAGAACCAUCGCUCGUUGCGCCGUAAAAUCUUGGAGGAAAUGUGGGUAAAUGCAGAUUCGGUCAAAUCGGAGGAGCAGGGAAUGUCUUGGUUACUCCGACUGAAAGAUGACAUCAGAAAGAUACAGGAAGAAUCUACUGUGUCACCCAUGAGUCACAGCCAGUCUGAUGAUGAUGCUACAGACUGCGAUGAAGAAUGGGACAUGGAAAACAAGGAUUGGUUUCUUAGCAGCGGGCUGGAGGCAGCUCCAGAGAACCACACCCCAGAGCAGUGGCAGAGGGGUGACACGUCUCUCCCACCCGCCUCCCCUCUCCCCGAGUCCCCAGGUCCUGCCUCUCCCGCUAGCACAUUACUACUGGGUUUGAAGAGGGUGUCUGUGCGGCUGGUCGACUGCAGGAAAAUACUGGGGCUGAGUGGAACUACGAGAGUAGGAGGAGAAGAGAAGGGCUAUGGAGAUUCAGAUUUGAUGUCAUCAAGGGACAACCCUAACUGUCGCUCGUUCAGUGGGAAGGACUUAUCAUCUGGGAAGGCUCCAGGGUUGAAAGAGAUCCAGCGACCUUAUAGCUGUGAUGUAUGUGAGAAGAGUUUCACUCAAUCAGGAAACCUACGACGGCACCAAAGAGUACACACAGGAGAGAGACCAUAUGUCUGUCCUAUAUGUGGAAAGAGUUUCCGUAUGUCAGGAACACUGACUAGACACAAGAGAACACACACAGGAGAGAAACCAUAUGGCUGUCCUAUAUGUGGAAAGCGUUUCCGUACAUCAGGACAAUUGACUAUACACAAGCGAACACACACUGGAGAGAAACCUUAUAGCUGCGAUCAAUGUGGGAAGAGUUUUACUCAAGCUUGUUCCCUGACUGAACACAAGCGAACACACACUGGCGUGAUGUUCCACUGCUCAGACUGUGAGAAGAGCUUCCCUACAUCAGUGAAGUUGAAACGGCACCAGCAAACGCACACAGGAGAGAAACCUUAUCGCUGUGAUCAAUGUGGGAAGAGUUUUGCGAGAGCUUAUUCCCUGACUGAACACAAGCUAACACACACAGGAGAGAAACCAUUUGUCUGUGAUCAAUGUGGGAAGAGAUUUACUAACUCAGGAACACUGACUUUACAUAAGCCAACACACACUGGAGAGAAACCUCGUAGCUGUGCUAUAUACAGCUGUAAGCACUGUGAGUGGAGUUUUGCUCAUUCAGAAGACCUAGCAAGACACCACCAGAGAAAACACAUGUGGGAGGGUAUUCAUGUCUGUGAUCAAUGUGGGAAGAGUUUUGCUAGUUCUGGAGACCUGAAUAUACACAAGCGUAUACACACAGGCGAGAAACAAUAUGUCUGUGAUCAGUGUGGAAAGAGUUUUUCUAGUUCGGGAAACCUGAAUAUACACAAGCGUAUACACACAGGCGAGAAACCAUAUGUCUGUGAUCAAUGUGGGAAGAGCUUUGCUUCAUCGGGAUUCCUGACUAAACACAAGCAUAUACACACCGGAGAGAAAUCUUACAGUUGUGAACAGUGUGAGAAGAGAUACAUUUCCAAAGGAGAGUUGAGAACCCACCAGCUUGUACACCCCAGAGAGAACUCUCUUUUCCUGUGCGAUCGAUGUGGGAAGAGCUUCACACACAUGGGAUCCCUGAAUGUACACAUGCGUAGGCACACAGGAGAGAAACCCUACCGCUGCGAUCAAUGUGGGAAGAGCUUUAUUCAGCCAGUAGAAUUGAAAAUGCACCAACGAGUGCACACUGGAGAGAAACCCUACAGCUGUGAUCUAUGCAGGAAGAGAUUCGCUCAGUCAGGACUGCUGACUGUACACAAGAGAACACACACUGGAGAGAAACGUUAUAAAUGUGACAUAUGUGGGAAGAGAUUUGCUCAGUCAGGAAACCUGAAGAGUCAUCAGAAAACCCACACAGGCGGAGAGAGAACCCGCACAGGCGGAGAGAGAACCCGCACAGGCGGAGAGAAAAUCCCCACAGGUGGAGAGAGAAGUCAUUCAGACAGAGGACUGAAUCACCUCCACACCUCCAUCCUCUCAGGCAUCAGUUCUCAGGAUCCCUCUGUCGACUCUGGGCAAACAUCACAGGAUCCCUCUGUCGACUCUGGGCAAACAUCACAGGAUCCCUCUGUCGACUCUGGGCAAACAUCACAGGAUCCCUCUGUCGACUCUGGGCAAACAUCACAGGAUCCCUCUGUAGACUCUGGGUAAACAUCACCGGAUCCCUCUGUCGACUCUGGGUAAACAUCACAGGAUCCCUCUGUCGACUCUGGGUAAACAUCACAGGAUCCCUCUGUAGACUCUGGGUAAAAUAGCCCACUUUGUAUUCCAUAUACAGUGUACAUUGCAUGGAGGCGGCAGAGGACGAAGUGCUGCUGGAUAUGUAUGACACAGUCCCCCUCAAGUAAUAUUGGUUAGUAUUUUGUUACAAUACGAAUAUCCGUAAGUGAUUUUAAUAUGCGUUUGUGCCUGACCAUGUCCACCGGGAAUGUUUAUUGGUGGCUAUGUUUUGUUUUAAAGUGGCCAUGUUUUAAAUUACUAGCCUAGAAUAUAUUGCCUUAUGAGACUUUUGUCCAUAGAGGGACACCAUUAUCAAGUUUCCUGCAGAUUCGGUCAUUCGGUUGCAGAGGAGUAACGUUUUAAGGGUUUUUCACUCAAUUCAAAGUGGCAGAAAAUCCAUCAUGGCGGCCCUUAUGGUUCUCUGAGGCACAUGUGUUCCUUUUUUUUUACCCCUUUUUCUCCCCAAUUUUGUGGUAUCCAAUUGGU